Messenger RNA from Ornithodoros turicata, 1453 nucleotides. RefSeq names its product fibroin heavy chain-like. The coding region runs from base 24 to 1337 and encodes 437 amino acids. NCBI's taxonomy places the organism in Eukaryota, Metazoa, Arthropoda, Arachnida, Ixodida, Argasidae. The record is from RefSeq and is a predicted model, not a curated record. The transcript is spliced from 3 exons.
CCGAGCAGUACAGGUCCUCCAACAUGCUGAACAUCGUCGCUUUCUUUGGGCUUCUCGCCGGUGCCCUUGCCGGUGACGUCGGGUACGGGUACGGUGCCGGUCUCGGCUAUGGUGUCGGCUACGGUCAUGCUGCUGUUGCUGCCCCAACCGUUGUCCGCCAAGCUGCUGUCGCCGCCCCCGCUGUUAGCUACGCUCGUUACGCUGCCCCAGCUGUCCAUGCUGUCGCUGCUCCAGCCGUUCACGCUGUUGCCGCCCCAGCUGUUCAACACGUCGCUACCGCCCCAGCUGUGAGCUAUGGUCGCUAUGGUCUCGGUUACGGCUACGGAGCUGGACUUGGCUACGGAGCUGGACUGGGCUACGGUGCUGGACUUGGUUACGGACUCGGCUAUGGAGCUCGCUACGGAUACGGAGUCGCGGCUGCUGCUCCAGUUGUCAGCCAUGCUGCCGUCGCUGCUCCAGCUGUUAGCUACGCCCGUUAUGCUGCCCCAGCUGUCCACCAAGUUGCUGCUGCUCCAGCUGUUAGCUACGCCCGUUAUGCUGCCCCAGCUGUCCACGCCGUUGCUGCUCCAGCUGUCCACCAAGUUGCUGCUGCUCCAGCUGUUAGCUACGCCCGUUAUGCUGCCCCAGCUGUUAGCUACGCCCGUUAUGCUGCCCCAGCUGUUCAAGCUGUUGCUGCUCCAGCUGUCCACCACGUCGCCGCAGCCGCCCCAGUCGUCAGUCAUGCCACCGUCGCUGCCGCCCCAGCUGUGAGCUACGGUCGCUAUGGUCUCGGAUACGGCUAUGGUGCCGGUCUUGGCUAUGGACUCGGCUAUGGAGCUCGUUACGGUUAUGGAGCUGGACUUGGCUACGGACUCGGCUACGGAGCUCGCUACGGAUACGGAGUCGCCUCUGCCGCCCCAGUCGUCAGCCAUACUGCUGUCGCUGCUCCAGCUGUCCACCACGUCGCCGCAGCCGCCCCAGUCGUCAGUCAUGCCGCCGUCGCUGCCGCUCCAGCUGUGAGCUACGGUCGCUAUGGUCUCGGAUACGGCUAUGGUGCCGGUCUUGGCUAUGGACUCGGCUAUGGAGCUCGUUACGGUUAUGGAGCUGGACUUGGCUACGGACUCGGCUAUGGAGCUCGCUACGGCUACGGUGUUGCCACUGCCGCUCCAGUUGUCAGCCACGGUGCUGUUGCUGCUCCAGCCGUUGCCUACGGUCACGGACUCGGUUACGGCUAUGGUCAGGGUCUGAGUUACGGACUCGGCUACGGAGGACAUGGCUACGGUCUUGGCCACGGCUACGGUCUUGGUGGAUACAACUACGGCCUUGGUGCUCACUACUACGGCCUCCACAAGAAGUAGAGAACAAAAGAAGAGAAGCCCACUCCAUGGACAACGGAGUACAGUCGAACACAACGACAUCGAUUUAUACUGUUCGAAGGAGCUCAAAUGAAAUAAAAGUAUUUAUUAACCACGCA